CCGGGCUGUCAAAACGUACUGAAAAUGUUUACAUCAUUUGGGUGUUCUUAUAUAUAUUUGGGUAUCCAGGUCAACAAUCCCACAGUGUACUAAAGCAUCUCAUCUGGUCAGGCCCUGGCACCACUCCUGAGCUUCUGCCCAAGGACACUGACUUUCAACGGGAUGAAGACUGCAACUUGUUACCUUCUCAUCUUCAUCUCCCUUCUCGAGCUGAUGGCCCCAGUGAAUACUGCAGAGACCUUAGACUCACUCCUGGAGAAAAAAAUCAAGAAACUUCUCCACUGUGGAGAUGACUGUCCCUUCACUGCGACUAAGUCUUUGUCCUGCACUAGUGUCACCGCUACCGGCACACUAGCCUCCUGUCCUGCUGGGAUGGCUGUCACUGGUUGUGCCUGUGGCUAUGGCUGUGGAUCAUGGGAUGUCCAGAAUGGAAAUACCUGCCACUGUCAGUGCAAAGGCAUGGAUUGGACCACCGCCCGCUGCUGCCAACUGGCCUGAGAAUGAGGAGACUGAGAACCUAGUUUGGAAAUAAUGACUCUAAAGAAACUGCAGUCUCAACAUGGCAACCUGGCUCAUAUCCCCUUGAUGAAUUCAUAUUCGCUGUUAAUACUGCUUCUUGAAAAAUAAAAGCAAAUUUUUAUCUGUC
This is a messenger RNA of Myodes glareolus (Bank vole), 646 nucleotides long. Its product is annotated as resistin-like gamma. Gene Ontology annotation, molecular function: hormone activity. Gene Ontology annotation, cellular component: extracellular region. Lineage: Eukaryota; Metazoa; Chordata; Mammalia; Rodentia; Cricetidae. The record is from RefSeq and is a predicted model, not a curated record.